Caenorhabditis sp. 36 PRJEB53466 is the source of this 1379-nucleotide messenger RNA. Lineage: Eukaryota; Metazoa; Nematoda; Chromadorea; Rhabditida; Rhabditidae. The record is from the annotation of a GenBank genome assembly.
AUGAGCUUCGUUAAUAAGAGACCAGCGACUGAAAGACCACUCAGAAAGAGAAAUUCCGACCAAGCGUCUAGCGCCAAGAGAUCAUCCUCGUAAGAGGGGAAAAUUGAAAUCUGGCCUCAUUUGUGAUUUCCAGAUCAGCCACCGUCACUCGUAAGAGAUCAAAUGCAAUGGAUCUGGACAAAAAGAAAGAUAUGGCUCGGAAAAGACCUCUGAUGGUGGGGAAUGGUCUAUUCAGAACAGCGGCUUCUGCGAAUUUUUCCGCCGAUUCAACGAACGAAAAUAUCGACUCUGUUGACGAGACUGCAAACUACGAUUGUAGCAAGAUCGAAGAGACUUCUGUGACUGUCGACUCUGUGAUCGAGGGAGAAGAUCUUCAGAACGAGAAAGUCGGAUCUCUCAUCGAACAUGUGUACGAAAAUGUUUUCCCGAUUGAUUUCGAUAUGGUUGGCGGAAAACUGUUUAUCAUCGGAAAAGAAGACAUGGCUAAGGUAAUAAUCAAUAAUAAUAAGGUUCUAAAAGUCUCGUACUAACAAAAAUAUUGAAGAGAAUAACAAUUUCAGCGCAUUACGAAUAAAUUCAAAAUCAUGCAGAAAAUGGCUCAUCUCGUCGGUUGUGGAUUGGAUUGUCACUGUAAGAAAACAUAAUUAUUAAAUUAGAAUUCAAAAACAUUUCAGUUCGCAUUGUAGAAGAUCGGUUUCUUCUGUUCAUGAUGGUUCGUGGAGCACCGAAGAUUGUUUUCGGAGCUACCGUCACAGUGAUACCCGAUCUCACCAACAUCAGGCAACUGACCGCGUUAGUUAGGAAGCCAAUCGUCAGGGAAAAUUGUUUUUUUGUAGAAAUGGAGAUUUUGUCGAGCUUGGACAGGCGAAGUUCUUCGAGUCUAUCUUGGCUCUGUUUCCGUCCAGCUUGAAGGGUGGAAGGGAUGUUCUGAGAAUCCCUCUUUUAAUCGGCGCCGAAAAUGUUCGCUGUUUUUGGUUUUCACUCGGUGACAAAGAUGGUUUUUCAGGAAAUGGUUUACAAAUUUUACGAAUUUCUGAGAACAAUACGGGAGAGCGUGUUGCUCCACAUUGCAUCGAGUUUGAUUCGCAGUGAUAGCAUUUCUGAAUCAGUUACUUUACAGUGCCCAUUGUCUGGACUUCCAAUGAUCAUGUAGAAGAUAACGGAGAAAUAGACUUCAAUGCCGCCCUGUAAUAAGAUAAAAACUAUAAAUUCAAACAUAUUGUUUAUCUAGGACCAUCAUCGAGAGUUGCGGAAACAAACAUUUAUCUCGUCUCGACAGAGAACAGCCGGGAUAUUCGAAUCGGUGGCGCGACGACUGGAAACUCGUGCGCUCUCAAUCGUUCUCCCAAAUGAUGGAGAACAAGUUUAACACCUACUAG